GCCAUUUGAUGUCCACUGCGCUUCGUGAUUGUCUUGUGUUUCUUCCAGUUCCAGUGAUCACCACCAGGGCCGCCGAUAGGACACAUGGAAAGAAACUCAGAUCUUCCGUAAAAAUGAGUUAACGUCUUCAAUUUCAUCAUUCAUUUGAAGUCAACUUUUUCGAAAAUCAGUACUAGUGAAGUGCAGAAUCAUUCAAGUGUCU
This is a messenger RNA of Gryllus bimaculatus (two-spotted cricket), 202 nucleotides long. The record is from the annotation of a GenBank genome assembly. NCBI's taxonomy places the organism in Eukaryota, Metazoa, Arthropoda, Insecta, Orthoptera, Gryllidae.